Molecule: messenger RNA, 2064 nt
Organism: Cyprinus carpio (common carp)
Lineage: Eukaryota; Metazoa; Chordata; Actinopteri; Cypriniformes; Cyprinidae
Product: protein rapunzel-like
Source: RefSeq, a predicted model, not a curated record
UAUCACACACACACGCACACGCACGGGCACAUCUUUUCCACACUGAGCAUACGAUCACGACAUUUUGCCUUUGAGUCGAACCUGAAACUGUGGGAAUAAUUUGGAAACUUGGAGGUCAUUCCAGCAGCUCUUCAUCCUGAGAGGCAAAUGUCCAGUCCACUAGAGCGGGUUGUAGCCCAGAAGAAGGAGGCCAUUGAAGCCGUAAUGGAGAUGUUUGAGAGAGGAGCAGAGGUGCUGGCCAGCGCUGUUGGGGAGCUGUGUCCUCUUUUUGAAGCUUCUGCACCAGUUUUGAGGCUGGUCUUGGACAAUGUGGAAAGCAAGGAGAUCACAUAUGUCAAAGAUCAGUUUCUAGUUGUGAGGAGCAAAUUAGAUGUCCUCUCAUGUCAGCUACAGGACAUUGACUCUGAGAUCAGAAGGAGACGUUUGGAUUCCCAGUUCUUCUCUGUGGAGGAAAAUUUGCGGAACCAGUUUAGAAAAUACAUAGAUAUUCUGGAGGCUAAACCUGAGUAUAAGGAAGUCAAAAAACGCUUGUUCUUAGAGCAUUUUUUCAUAACAGGAGGAGAGAAAAACCUCUGUGUGCUUUACGAUGCUUUGAUGGGGAACAGCACAUUUGGGGAACCGAUCCUGGAUGUUGUGGAACAAUACGAGGCCAGAAACAGAAGGGUCCUGGAAGACUUCUGCGUCAGACUGAAGGAGCUGCUCUGCUUGGGAAUCAUCGCUCUGCUGGGAUAUUGUUUCCUUACUCAGGGUGAGGAAUCAGAGCAGGAGAAGAUUCUGGUGUGGAGCACCAAGAUCCAAGAAAUUGAGACAAAAAUGAAGGAAACGAUAGAAAGAUGUGUGGAUUCGUUUCCAGAGCAAGCUGAACUGGACAUCAAGAGGCUUGUGAAGGAGAAAGGAAACGGGAACCUUCAGGAAACGACCAAGGAACUGCUGGACUUCCUGGUGAAGAAGUACGACUGGGUGAGCUGGUCCAUCAGAGUCAUUAGUAACUUGGGCAAAAUUAGCAACUUGAGAGCCGGACAAAACUUUCAGUGUGUGGCCAGACAGAAUUAUUUUGAAGUAUCUCAAGGAAAUGACACCAACCUGGUGGUCUCGUUCAGCAGCAACCCUCAGCCUGUGCCCAACGAGAGCGUAAAGCAGAUGAUGGAAGGCCCUGCGAGGAAGGGAGAUGCCAAAGCUGUUGUGGAGCUGCUGGAGAAGCAGUUAGCUGGGUUUCUGGUUCACGCUGUCAGUCGUCACAAGGACAGCUUUGCUCUGUCGAGUUUUCCUGAAGAACGUCACUACUGGGAGAAACAUAAGAACGUGAAUCUCUGUGUGCAUUCAGAGUAGAUUUAGACAUAAACAUAUAAUUACGAUUAUUAUAUUGCUAACAUUUUGCAACUGCAGCAUUUUUACGUUAUUCAUGAUCUAUAUGCCUUGAAAAACUCAUUGUUCACUCAAAGUCAUUGUUAAAUGUUCAUUGUAAGGUUGCUAUCACCUGUCCAUCUGUACAUUCUAAAUUAUUGUGAUGUUUUUUAUCAGCUAUUCAGACUCUCAUUCUGACGGCACCCAUUCACUACAUUGGCAAAUAAGUGUUGUAAUGCUUGAUUUCUCAAAAUAUGUUCAGAUGAAGAAACAAACUCAUCAACAUACUGGAUGGCCUGCGGGUGAGCACAUUUUCAGCAAAUUUUCAUCUUUGGGUGAACUAUUCCUUUAAACAUAUUAAGCACCGUGUAAAUUCAACUGCCAUAUUUUAAAACAAAAUAUGUUGACUAUUUGUGCUUUAUUACUGUGCAUGUUUGCAUCAAAAUGUUAUAAUAUAACAAUGUCUUUCUGAAAACAUUCGGUAGGCAGCAAAUGUGUUAAAUGUUAUGUGAUGUUAUGCAAACAAAUGCUUUGUAGUAAUAAAAACUGAAGCAAUGCGACUGGACAGUAUGGUGUUUCCCCAUAUAGCCUGCAUGAUAAUAACGUGAGCUGAGAGUAUCUGUUCCUCAUCAGCCAUAAAAAAGCCCAUGGCAAGACGUCUCAGGAAAUGAAUGCAUGUCUUGCACAGCAGAGAGCGAAUGAUGUACUAAAAUACACCCU